AUGCUCGCUUUAUCCGCAAUUUCACUUUUAAUUGUUCCCGUUUGGAGUAAUGGCCUCUGUCGUAUGGACUUGGUGAAUCAGUUUAUAAUUUGGUCUAAGGAAAAUGGUAUGAUUUGUAAUCCGUCGAAAUGUAAAGAAAUUAUUUUUCGCAAGAAAGGUUUUAUUCAGGAUAUUGCGCAAGUUAAUAACAUUCCGCAAUGCACGAAGCCGCCCAUUUUAGGUGUUACGUUACAAGAGAAUUGUAAAUAUAGCGAACAAGUACGUGCAAAGUUGAUUAAGGCAAAUAGGUGUUUGUUUGUACUAAGAUCUUUACGGAAGGAAGGUUUCAGUCAAGAUGAAGUAGACCACCUAAUUAGCGCCUUAGUUUUACCAAACUUCACUUAUGGUCUGCCUGUUUAUGGCGCUAUAGACUCAGAUCUCACGGUCAUACAAAACUUCAUGGACAGAUGCUUCAAAAGGAAAUACACAUCUAAGAGAAUAGACAUUCGAGAACUUUUAGAAAAGGCAGAUAAGAAGAUUUUCAAGGUACGUUCAGUGGAUCCCGAUUGCGCGCUUAGUCACAUCAUUCCGAAGAAGAAAGAAACAAAGGACCAACUCAGAAACAGAAGUGCUCGUCGCCCAGAUAUAAAGACUGACAGAUUUAAGAAUGUUUUUGUAAAUAGGCUUAUCUUUAAA
Messenger RNA from Pocillopora damicornis (cauliflower coral), 675 nucleotides. RefSeq lists its product as uncharacterized. Lineage: Eukaryota; Metazoa; Cnidaria; Anthozoa; Scleractinia; Pocilloporidae. The record is from RefSeq and is a predicted model, not a curated record.